Molecule: messenger RNA, 630 nt
Organism: Caenorhabditis remanei
Lineage: Eukaryota; Metazoa; Nematoda; Chromadorea; Rhabditida; Rhabditidae
Exons: 4
Coding region: 1-630 (209 amino acids)
Source: RefSeq, a predicted model, not a curated record
AUGAUCAGACUUUCCGACCCGAACAACGAUGAUCUUUUGACUAUUAAAAACAACACAUUGCGGUUUUCGGAUACGGGAAUCACAACCGUCGGUGUUUUAUUCGAAGCACAUCGUUACGAGGAGGAAAUGAUAAUCGAAAUUAAACACAAUCUACCCGACUGCUUCAAAGUUUAUCCACCAGAUGAAUACUCAGUUGUGAACACUAUAAUUGUGACAUACAAUGGUUUACGUUCAUGUCCCGAAAGACGCUAUCAAGACCUCACCAUUACGGCUCAUCUUGGAAAUAGAGAAGAGACCAAAAAUAUGCCUCGGCGUUCAAUCUUUGGAAAUGGAAAAGCUCGCGGCUUUCAAAAGAAGACUAGUGGAUUCAAAUUUAAAUCUGGAAAAAACAUCAUUGUAGUGAGACGCCGUGCUAGCAAAAAUCAUAGAAAAAACUACAACAACGUCUUGAACCAAACCAAAUCGAUGGAGGACUACAGUAAUGCUCAAAUCAACAAGAUUCAAAACGAGUACAAGGAGAUUCGUCGAGCCUGGUGGUUUGUCAAAGAGAAGAACGGCCCUUAUAUUUUCUUAAUUGGAUCUAUUUUUUUCAUUGUUCUGCUCGCAAUCACAAAUAGAGAAAUGUCGUGA